This is a messenger RNA of Peronospora farinosa, 666 nucleotides long. Lineage: Eukaryota; Oomycota; Peronosporomycetes; Peronosporales; Peronosporaceae. The record is from the annotation of a GenBank genome assembly.
AUGACGAAGACACUGACGGUCGGUGUGCUGGCGUUGCAAGGUGCGUUUGAAGAGCACAUAGCCAUGCUAGAAAAUAUGAACGCCAAGACUACUACCGGGGAAACUGUAGUCGUGAAUGCUGUGGCUAUCCGUCUACCCGAGCAGCUGCAGAACGUGGACGCGCUGGUACUGCCUGGUGGCGAGAGCACUACGAUCGGGAAGGUAGCCGUGCGCUGGGGCCUCGUCGAACCACUCAAGAAGUGGGUUGCGGACUGUCGUCCUAUCUGGGGCACAUGCGCCGGCAUGAUAAUGCUCAGUCAACAGGCCAAGCAUACGGAAGAGGGUGGCCAGACGCUCAUCGGUGGUCUGGACGUCGAAGUCUCGCGCAACUUCUUCGGCGCACAGGUGCACAGCUUUGAAAUGCUUGUGGACGGUCCACCGGGCUUUAAUGCGGAGCCGUACAACGCCGUGUUCAUCCGCGCGCCCGCCAUCAUCUCUGUAGGCGAGGAGAUCGAGGUGCUUUCUCGCGUGGCCAACGCCAAGCCUGUCGACGGCUCUGACCCUGUGGACGUCAUUAUCGCCGCUCGCAAAAACAACAUCCUGGUCACGGCUUUCCACCCGGAGAUCACGACAGAUACACGCUGGCACCAGUACUUUAUUGAGACUGUCGUCCUGCCUCGUGUAUAG